AUGAUCAAAAUUUUGAUAUUAUUGGCAUAAUUUCUUGAAUUUUUGUUUUCAGUCUGCUUGUGCACAUUCAUGAAAAUUGGAAGAGAAGAAACUAAAAUGAGUGGAAGAGUUCUAAAAUUUGCUUAUCGAGUUGAAAAAAAUCUACUCUACAACUACGAAUUUGGACCAAACACUAAAGUAGGUAAUCACUAAUCUUUAGGAUAUAAGACUUUGUUUGAUCCCAUUUUUAAUGCCAACUAUCUAUAAGAAAAUAAUUAACAUUAAAUCUCCAUUAAGUUUUUAUGAACUAUUAUUAGCUUUUAUUGAUAUUUUAUCACUCAUCGACUAAAUCAAUACAACUGAAUCUCAUCAAAGAUAUUGUCUAGUUUGUACAAUAAGAGUCUUAAGAACUAUGAUGAUGCUUUUUGAAUUAGUGUAAGAAAUUACAAAAAUUGUCAUUUUUCAUUAUGAGUAAAUUUUACAAAACAGAUUAUUACAAAUGCAAUCAAAGAAGUAAGCCUUGUUAAAUAAUAUAAAUCAAUAAUAAUAACCAUUAUCAAUCUAAUAACAAUAAAUUCUUGAUUAAAAUUCUGAUUCAGAUGAACAAUCUAAAUUAAUUAACUUAUGA
Paramecium sonneborni is the source of this 607-nucleotide messenger RNA. The record is from the annotation of a GenBank genome assembly. NCBI's taxonomy places the organism in Eukaryota, Ciliophora, Oligohymenophorea, Peniculida, Parameciidae.